CCAAUGUACAACUUGUUGAGCCCCUCUGACUACCUGCGUCAUCUCGAUGGCCCGGACACCUCUUCGUCUUGCCAUAAAGCACUCGUAUCCCUCAACAUCAAGAAGGCCUAUAAGCCAUACCCUGAGGACGAUCCAUUCUACUACAUCAAUGCCACUCCCGCUGCUCUAGCCGCUUAUAAGCCCGGUCACAUCCUCAGCUACAGAUCCAUCGAGCUGACCCCCUUCCCUGGUAUCGACGGCACUAAGCUUAAAACUUGGCAGGUUGCUUAUGUAUACACCGACGCCGAUGACAAGGCUGCUGUCAGUGUGUUUGUAGUCAUCAUGCCGAACAACUCCUCAAAAGAUAGAAUCUUACUUCAGCUCCCAAAGACGGAUGCCGCCAUCUCAGAGUGCCGAACGAGCUACUCAUUGAGAAAGGGUAGCGCGGCUCGUUUCGCUUCCCUCUCAGAGUCGCCCUUCAUGAGCAACUUUCUCGAUCAAGGGUGGAUCUGUGUCAUCCCAGAUUAUAUGGGCCAGCAAGAUGCCUUCGGCAACGGGCCUCUCGCAGGACGAUGUGCACUCGACGCAGCCCGCGCUGUCUUGAUGUUCGGGGCCCUGGAAGUGCAGCCAGACGCAAAGCUUGCUUUCUGGGGAUAUUCAUCCGGUGCUCAAGCUGUCGGCUGGGCCGCUUCUCAACAGGCUCUUUAUGCGCCUGAGCUGACGAGCAAGAUUGUGGGAUGGGCGGCGGGUGGUCUCCCUGGUGAGUCAAAAGCGAUAAGCGUUGUCAUUCUCAAAUCUGACCGGGUGGCGAUUGUUUUUGCUAUCGUAAGCAACAGUUAUCCCGCGCUCAAGCAGUGGCUCGAGGCUAGCCUCACCCCCGCAGGGAAGAAGCUCUACGGCAAAGCUGCCGAGUCUUGCUUUGGUGGCUUCAUGUUCGCCUCAUUCCUGAAAGAUGUACUCGGAACGACGUAUUUCAGACAAGAGAGACCUCUAGAAGAAGCACUUCCCCGCAAGAUUCUUGAUCAGCUCAAUUUGGAUCGACCAGAAAGUUCCGUGCCAUCACAACCCAUGCUCAUCCUGGGCAGCUUGCACGAUGAAGUUGUUCCCACUGCCGAUCUGGACAAUCUUGUCGAUCACUGGGCCCAAAAGGGAGCCAGCAUCGAGUAUAUCAGAGAUAGACUGAGCAAGCACGUCACUCUGUGCUUCACUGGCUUCCCUCCUACCCUUCGCUGGCUGCAGAAGCGCUUCGAUGGCGAAGAGUCGCACUCCAAGCCGGGCCAGCCUUAUAUCCGCACCAAGAUGACGACGAAGACGGCAAAACCUCGCCCACCGAUGAGGGAGAAGGGAAGGCCGAUGCCGCCUUGAAAGCUUCGGCGGAAGAAAAUCGUAGAUCAGACGGUCAGUCAAUGAGUGGGGGUGGUUCAACCACGAGUGCCCGGGCCCAUACUAAUUUUCCGGCACCGUCCUCUUCUCUUACAGUCCCUCAAGCCCGUCGCCGCCAGCUGAAGCAGACUCUUGCUGCUUUCAAAGACAAGGUGUACUUCUACUGAGACUCAGCGUGUCCGAUCAGACUUUGCGAUGCCUCAUGUCUAGCAUCAUCUCCGCCCUUUCCUCUCCUGACCCUUGCCGGAACAAGGGUACAAGCUCUUCCUGCGGCACGAAGACGAAGAGUUCGAUGUCGGUCUGUGAUUCGAAUGGCAUCUCUCAUAUGCUUGUCUUAGCUUGUAACCUUGAGUGCCUUGACAUGUGUGGUAUUGGAGAUGUCACCAAGCGUG
Molecule: messenger RNA, 1754 nt
Organism: Microstroma glucosiphilum
Lineage: Eukaryota; Fungi; Basidiomycota; Exobasidiomycetes; Microstromatales; Microstromataceae
Product: LIP-domain-containing protein
Exons: 6
Coding region: 4-1344 (446 amino acids)
Biological process (GO): lipid catabolic process
Molecular function (GO): triacylglycerol lipase activity
Source: RefSeq, a predicted model, not a curated record